Molecule: messenger RNA, 3665 nt
Organism: Galleria mellonella (greater wax moth)
Lineage: Eukaryota; Metazoa; Arthropoda; Insecta; Lepidoptera; Pyralidae
Exons: 2
Coding region: 1538-3409 (623 amino acids)
Molecular function (GO): DNA binding; protein dimerization activity
Source: RefSeq, a predicted model, not a curated record
CGGGUUUAAACCCGGUGCUUUGGUAAAAACCCAAUAAACACCCAUAAACUCCCAUAAUCACCCAAAAAAAUAGGUUUUUACGUAUUUUUUUGAAAAUAUGUAAGUAAUACCAAUAAAUUAUUUUUAUAAAUUGUAUUGAUCAAUUCUACAAUAUUAAAUAAAACGUUAACUAAUAAUAUUUCAGGAAAUUUUAAAAAUCUAUAUAUAAUAAAAUGAAAGUAAUUAAUUUUCAGUGUUUUCAUGUUGCAGUUGAUCAACAUGUUGGCCUUUUGCUUCCCGUAGAUACUUUAAAAUUUCUUCAUAACACCUCGUUCGCACACAUGGCCGUAUAUAUUUAAAUUCUUGAGCCACUAACAGUCCGAAAUACUCAUUUCUUUUAUCCUCUUCUCCAUAAAUUAAGCAUUUAGAACAGUUUGUUUCUUCUUUCAGUAAAUUUUCUUUUACUUUAUCCUCGUUUUUUUCUUUGUUGCGACGACGCUGGGUAAAUCAUCUGGACACUGGGUCUCACUAUCGCCAAAUAUAUUUGGAGAUCGGCUUCGGCUACGGCUUGGCAGACAUUUUUUUCUUUCUACAAUUUUAAAUUAAAUUUAUUAGAAUAAAUGCUUCGAACACACGCGAUCUAAGUACCUUUUGUGUUUAUUAUACCUUACCUACCUAGGUAUAAAAAGAGUACUUACGUAGAUUUUCUUUUAUUAACUGUUUUAUACGAAGAUCUUGAUCUCUCAAAUUAGCAUCCAUUUUACUUCCAGUGAUUAUCAACUAAAUUAAUAAUCCACAAAGUAUUAAAUAACGUUUUUAUGAAAUAUUUAGCACAAAAACAAUACCCUUUAAAUAUCGAUCGUCAGUAACUGUGGCUGACUUACCUAUAUUCUAGCAAGCAGGACUGCCAGAUGUGAAGGGGAAAUCCCCAAUAAAUUGUUGCAUGUGACUGAUGAUGUGAGCAUGUUCGUUUCAUAAUAAAAAUGUUGCCAGGUAACCAAAAAGUCGUAUGUUUUUGUGCGAAUUACGAUCAUAAUCUUUACGAUCGUACAUUAAAAAAUAGACAAAUAAUAGUAUGAGUACGAUUUAAAUCGUAUAUCUGUCAACCCUGCUAGCAAGACAGCGACAAAAUCACGUUGCAUAACAAUGUAGCCCAAGCUUAUAUCUUAUGAAAUAUACGGAAGAGAUACGGACUUAGAAAAAACAGAAAUGUUGUUCUUUGUGGAAGUCAUUGAUGAAAUUCUAUGUAUUUUAGCCCGCAAACUUUCUUCAAACAAAAACAGCGCCAUCUAGUAUCGAGUUCUGUAAUUAUCUCUUUGUUUAUGGAUUUGAAGUAAGACCGCCACGCAUGCAAUACAUUAUGACUGGGGAUUCCCCUAUUCGUCGACGCUGAAUAUGAGGCGACGACAAUCACUGUCAAACGUGUUCACUAUUACUCUGACUCUGGUAACGUGACUUCCUGGUAACGUGUUAGGUAGGAAAAGCAGUAAAAAAGUGCAUAUUAAGGGAGCAGAUUUGAAAUAAUAUUUAUACUUAACAAGAAAUAAUUAAAGGUUCAAUGGGGAGACCUAAAGAUUUACGCAUAUGGGAGCACUACCGUACUUUACCAAACAAGUCUGUUUCUUGCAAGCUUUGUAAUAAGGUCUACAAAUUCAGUAAUGCUGCCAAAAUGCUUCAACAUCUUAUCACUUGUCCAAAAUCUCCAGAAACAUUAAAAGACUCUAUGAAACUUAUAAAAGAUAGCUCGUCCAAAACCAAAAUGUCUGGACUGUCAGAGAUAGAGACAAAUGAUUCUUUUAUAAGCCCCUCGUCGUCUGCUAACACUACAAUAAAUGCUGAGUUUCAAGACACCGAUGAUCAUAUAAAAACAGAAUUAGCGAGAGCUAUAUUUGUAACAGGGACGCCAUUAUCGAUGGUGCAACAUCCUUUAUGGAUACAAUUUUUCGAAAAAUUGCAACCAAAAUUUAAAAUACCUUCACGUAAAGCUUUAGCGACAAAAUACUUAGAUAAAAUAUAUAGAGAAAUGCGUUUUGAGUUAAAUGAGGAACUAAAUGCUUGUAGUUACUUACACCUUCAGUGCGAUGGCUGGUCUAAUUUAAGAAAUGAAGGAAUAAUAAACUUUCUUAUAUCAAAACCUCAACCUGCAUACGUUAAAAGUUUGAAUACAGAAAGUAAUCCUCACACUAGUGAAUACCUUAGCCAAGAAGUUGAAAAAGUAAUGAAAGUGUAUGGAGCAAAUAAGUUUCUUGUACUUAUUGGCGAUAACGCUAGAAAUAUACAAAAGGCAUUCGAAUUAACAAAACUCAAAUAUCCACAUGUUGUUCCUCUCGGUUGCUGUGCACAUAUCCUUAACUUGUUGUGCCAAGAUAUUGUAAAGAUACAAGAAGUAACUGUGUUUAUUAUGCAAGCCAUAAAUAUAAUAAAAACUGUUAAAAGGAGUCAACGAUUAAGUUCCUUGUUGAUAAAAUCAAGGCAGGGUGAAGAUUCUACACAAACACUAAAAUUGCUUUGUGCUACAAGAUGGGGAAGUCAUGUUACUUCGUUAAAAAGUUUGAAAGCAAAUAAGAUAGCUUUGCAAAUAUUAACAGUUAGAGAAGAUGUGGUAAUUUCAAGAGAUAUUAAAGAUUUAAUUCUAAGUGAUGAUUUCUGGACGAAGACAGGGGAAUGUAUAAGUAUUUUGGAACCAGUCACUGAAAGCAUAUUUUACUUAGAGAGCGACCAGAAUCGUUUGCAUCGCACAUACAUUACAUUUAGAGAUGUACAAGCUAAGAUACGUUUUGCAUUAAAUGAGAUUUCGACAUUGAGCGAAGAAAGCAAACAGCAGAUUCUAACAUCAGUAUCUUCAAGAUGCAAUAUGGCAAUGAGGCCAAUACAUUUUGCAGCAUAUAUUCUAGACCCCAGGACUCUAGGAGUCGAACUUACUCAAGAGGAAGAACUUAAGGGUAUGGAGUUUAUCUACAAUUUAAGCCAACACUUAAGUUUGUCAAAUGUAAUGGCAGAUUUGGCGUGUUAUAAAGCUAAAGAAAACUUUUGGGCCAGAGGAUUUGUAUGGAGCUCAUUAGAUAGCAUUGAGCCCCUAAUAUGGUGGAAAGGUAUUUGUGGUUCCACUGAGUUAAGCAAAGUAGCGAUUCGUAUUCUAUCAGCUCCCUGUACUUCGGCAGCCACUGAGCGUUCCUUUAGUAUCCAAGGCUACAUAAAUAAUAACAAAAGAAAUCGACUUACAACUGAAAGAACUGAAAAAAUUUCAUUCAUUUGUUAUAACUGGAAUCUUAAACAUAAAGCUGAAUGCGAGGACAUUCAGUUUAAUGAAGAAAAUACCUUAGAAGCUUUCAUUGAGCAAGUAAAUGAACAUAACAGUUUAGACGAAAUAGAGCCUAUCGAACCUAUACAAUUCAUCGCUUGUAAUAACUCUGAAUCUGACAGUGAUUGACUGUAGUUUUACAUUUUACUUUCAUCUCUUUCUUAAUAAACUCAAAAUCAAAUUAAAAGUUUUUUAUUCUGUAGGCUGCAUAAUAAUAUUGUCUAUGUCCAGUAUAGUGGACGUCUUGCGGCUGAGAUGACGAUGAUGAAGUACAAAAUCAUAAACACCCAAAAAUUUGGGUGUUUAUGGGGUUUAAACCCAAUAAACCCAAAACACCCGGUUUUUACCCACCAGACUUUAAACCCACCCAGGUGGAUUGCCCAUC